AAGUUAAGGGAACUGAGUGAAAGAGAAAACGCAGGCUGCACAAUGACGAAAUGCAGUAUUUAUAGUACUAAUAUGUACUUUCUGAGACAGCCUGAAAUUAUUGUUCAGCAGCCACAUUAUAUGGUAGUAAUUCCCCUAUUGCUCCCCAAAAGAUGGCAGUAUAUUAUUCGUGACGUCAUGCGCCGUUUACGUUGCCAACAUAGCACUGAGCUACUGAUCCCUAAGUUGGUAGUGUGUGCAUAUUACUGACAUCUUUUAGUAGCAUUGCGAGUAUUAAUUUUUUGCUUCCGUGUUUUGUGCGUUUCGGUUUUCGUAGAGGUAUCUGUGUGAAAAUAGUAAAAUAUUAAGAUCGGUCGCGACGCAUAUAGAAUUGUGAACUGUGUUGAGUAACUGCAUUGAAAUUAAUAUUAUUAUAUGCUGGAAUCAGUGGUGGUGAUGGAUCCAACUCUCAAACGCAAAAGUUUCGUGAGGUGAACUUUAUUUUGAGUUUGUUCGUGUCAAACAAAUUAUAUACAUUUACGGAAUCCUUGAUCUGUGUGAUUAAGAAACGCCGAAUUCAAUAGCUGCAAUGGGAGGAUGAUGCUGGUGACAACCAUGCUUGACAGAAAAGAUGGCGGGCUGUGACUCGGGCUGCAGCAACAUUUCCAUCAUGCAGUUGUUCCACGAGUUGAAGCAGAAGUUCCCUGCUGUCCCCGACAGAGUCGUCAGUGAGAGUAUUAGACAGAAUGCCCAUGACAGAGAAGCCUGUGAGGCGAUCCUAAGACGCGAGAACCAGGGCUACCUCCUGCAUAGCUACCCCAUUGCACUGAAGAUGUCAGCAGAGCCUGCGCACAAUCCACCUGCACUGUGUGACCAAACGUUUGUUAGUGGAGUUUCAAGAAGUGAUGUUAGUGUUCCCAACCAACAGUCCAGUAAUUUUGAGUUUGUGACUAAUGUCACUGAUGAUGGUGAUGCAACAUACAGUCAGAGGGACAGGACUGUCAGUGUGAUGACAUAUAACAGUGGUGAGGAACGACGGGACAACUAUGCGGUGAAUGUCAACUACAGUACAAGCCCCAGUACUCGUGUGCGGUCUGCACUGCAGGUCUCUCCGUCUCCACAUUAUAUAUGUGUUCCGCACCAGCAGGCACGUUCUUAUACCUCAGUCAACUUGACGCUGCGUCCACCCUCAUCAGAGCCGCAGCCUCCCAUCGACAUCCGGUCUGCUGGUUCUAGCCUGACUUACUCUACGUGUUCUUACGAUCCGCGGCAAGGCUUUCAAUCCCAGCUGCAGAUCUGUAUUGGUCCUGGUGGUGUGGGCAGUGUAUCAGCCCUCCGAACACAUGCACCACCAGUACACACGUGUUAUUCGGCAGCAUUCGGGGGACGGGAGCAGGAGGAGGAGCGACCCCAGCUCUUUGCACCUGUGCUUCUGCAGCAGCAGUUGGAGCGCAAAAAUAAACUACAACAAGAACUGCGGAAAGAGAGGGAGAACCUGCGUGCCAUGCAGCGGGAAGUCCAGGAAAUGAGAAAGGAUCUUGAGCAGCGGCAGCAGCGCAAACAGGCUGUCUCUCUGCCCAUCAUGUCCUCUGUGCUUCAGAAAGUACAGGAGUUGCGAGUGGAGAUCCAGAGGCUGCAGGAAGAGUGUAAGAGGAUGACACAGGAGGUCGACCUCAAGUUGGAUGCUCGAGUGCCACUUGGGGAGACAGAUGAGGAGUUCUACAAAAAUAUCUACACUGGGCAGCAGGGUUUUAUCUUUCCUCCAUCUUCUCAUCUUCCUCCAUCUAGACCCGCAGACUCGGCAGAGGGUCCCCACUGGACCUGCUCGCAGUGUACAUUCCAAAACCACCCCCUGUUGGACAAGUGUGAGACAUGCGAGAUGCCUCGUAUAUUGAUAGGUACGGACACCUGCUAUUGUCAUUCCACUAGCUCGAAGACCUGUCCACCCAGCUCACUGGUUAACCUUCCUGUAAUGCAUGUGAAACGAGUGCCAUCUGCUAAACUAGCGUGAGUUGUAGCGUGACUAACGGAACAAUGGCUCAAACAUGCCAUUACCUCCAUGCCAGAUAGUGAAAAAUAUUUAUGUGACUGACCUGCGGAUGCCAACUGCACUGAUUACGUUCAGUUGCUACUUCUGGACCCUGCACCAGGGGCAGACAGACUCUGUGGCCGUCGUUGAUCGGACCACGUGACUCUCAAAGAAAUUGAAGGGACCACUGUACAAUAACUGCCCUGUUGCUAAUGUAAGGCAGUAAUUAAUCAGACCAGUGUGUUUUGUUAAGUAAAUAUGAAUUAUAAAUUUUAAUAUGCAGAGUCAUAUGCUAGAGACUGAGAACACACAAGUUUCAAGGAUGUCACACCAUCAGGAGUGACCUUAGUAAGAAUGGAAAAUCAAAAUGGCCUCACACAGUCACGUCAUCUUCAAAAAUUCAUGAUCAAAAUAAAUAAAAUUCUGGUGUGUGUGUGUUAGGGCAUGGCUAUAUAUAUUCAGUGGGUAUGACAUUGUUUGAUUUGACUGUUGUGUUCAUACUCUCCUGACAGACGCAGUACCCACUUUUUAUAAUGUAAUGUGGUAUAUGCCUUUUAGUGUGUGGUUUCCAUUUAGCUGUUAGUUAUUGUAAUGGCAGCCAUUGUGUUAGUGCUUAAGGCUUCUGUUUAUCACACUUGACCUUGUGUUCAGAUAAUGUUACUUAAUGAUUUCCAAAUUAUUUGACCAUUGAUUUAUUCAGUUGCUUGUCAUCCAUAGGUGAUUUUUUUAAUUCGUUAUAUAAAUUUUCCUAAAUUUCCACAAAUUGGGGCUUUGGUCCUUUUCCUUUCUCAAAAAUUUAAGGUGGGGAUAGGGAACGGAGGAAUAGUCUAACAGUAAUAGUGGGCAUUGGGCGGGGGGACUUGUCACAGGUACCCAGUCACUUCAGAAUUCAUGUCAUGCCACUGUAAAUAGUCAUUGUUAUCACUGCUACAUUGUAGCGUGCUCUACGUAUUGCAGAAGUGAUUGUUAAGUGUGUUAAUCGUGUAAAGGGGCUGAAUAGCAGAAGACAGUUAAGCUGACAUUGAAGCAUAAGCUUCAAUUAAUUGCUGCCCUUGAUUAACAGGAGUCAGAGACAAAUGUGGCCAGAGUUGAUGAAAUAUGCAAGUGCCUGCAAUAGUGUUGCUUGACGUUUUAAGCAUGAGUGUAUGAAAAUGACAGACAAAGGGUUGGCACUGCUUUAGAAAUUUGGUUGUCACCGCACAAAAGCCCAAUUUGCUUAUGAAGGUGCGUGAGUUUAUUUCGGUGCCUGACCAGGCUGGCCAAUGCAUCAGUGUGAAAUUGCUGUGCAGGAAAAGCACAUUACUGCCAUCAUUGCUGAAACUGAUUCAUUUUGCACAGAAUUUCAGAUAUUCUUGCAGAAGAGAACCUGAAACAUAACCAGAUUCAUUGUGAGCGAGUCUGGAUUUUGUUGGACAAGACUUCACGUAAGAACUCUUGCAUUUGGAAAAGAAAAAUGUGCAUUUAGCUUGAAUAAUUCAAGGUGUGCAUCUUACAGUGAUUGGUGAAGACAAAAGCCAUGAUCAUGUAAGCACUUUCGCCCUGAUGACGGAGGCAGUAUGA
Molecule: messenger RNA, 3568 nt
Organism: Zootermopsis nevadensis
Lineage: Eukaryota; Metazoa; Arthropoda; Insecta; Blattodea; Termopsidae
Gene: Tab2
Product: TAK1-associated binding protein 2
Molecular function (GO): ubiquitin binding
Source: RefSeq, a predicted model, not a curated record